AUGGGAAGAACCAAGGUAAGAAAAACAUCCUUCUCCAAUCGUCCCAAGAUUACAACCACGUUGUCUUCUAAUAUGAAUGUGAAACUCGGAACGUACCAUGCAAGAAUGGAUGGAACCGAACAGCCAAGAAACUCGUUUAGAUUGAACGGAUAUUAUGGAAAUGGCUCGAAUACUGCCGCCUGGAGCCAGCAGGUUAGAUUAUCGAAUCAGCCGCCCGAAGAUCAUCUACCGCAUCCAAAUCCCUUACGUUCACAUAUGCGCUACUUCGAACAGCAAGUGCUUCAAAACGAUGGCGUCGCUACUAGCGGAAAGAAGGCGCCAAACACAACAGAAUACAAGUAUACGGUCGAUUUUUUAAACAACAUCCGUCACCACAUGUGCUUCACACGCAAACACGAACGCACUAGAAGCUACGGAGAACGCAUCCCUGAGAGACGGGUCGAUCCUGAGCAAUCGAAUCAUACGUUCGCUAAUCUGCUUCGGUACUAUGGCUAUCACAACUAUUGGCUGAUGUUCAAGUUUGGCUACAUCUAUCAGAAGGAGCUGCUGUAUAGACGUAAACCCGAAGUAUGGAUGCCUCAUAUACGCGGUGAGUCGGAUGGCGCUCGUCGUGGUUGGGCAACGGAACAAGAACUAAGCAACACAUCGUACGCACAGUAUACACAGGUGCAAAAAAAAGCUUAUGGGAAGUCCACCGUUCAUCUGUCUACCAAUGAUACGCAGAACGAAAGUCUCGAAAGCGAAGAGAAUUCCAACUGGGAAAGUACUUCGUCCAAUCUUGCUCCUUCAUCACCUCGUAAUAGUCCGCAAGAAUUAAGUACAACCAUUCCGUAUGAUACCGUUGCCACCGAGGAUCCUCUAUCGAAAAGCAUUUGGCAAAUGUUUCUGGCCAACAAGCAAUCCGACGCCACGUUUGCGAAAAAGAUGCGCCUGUGGGAAAUGCUAUACAACAGCUUCCAGCAAAUGGCUUCCUGGUUGCCAAAGUACGAGCUCUACCUGAUGGGAAGCACCAUUUCUGGGUUCGGGACGGAUAGUUCCGACAUGGACAUGUGCAUCGUAGACAUCGAUGGUCCUAUGUACUGUGAUUCGCGAACCGAAGCACUAAACAAUCUGCUGCGGGUGAAAAGCUUCAUCGAAUCGAUGUCCACGUCCGCUAACUUUGAGCAUCUGGAUUUGAUAAGGGCAAAGGUGCCAAUAUUGCGGUUUCGCCAAGUGCAGGAAAAUAUCGAUAUCGAUCUGAGCAUUAACAAUCGUGUCGGUAUACGAAAUACUCAUUUGCUACACUGCUACGCUCAAUUGGACUUGCGUGUACGGCCCUUGAUUAUGGUGAUAAAGCUGUGGGCUCAACAUCACAAUCUGAAUGAUCCGAUCAACUCCACGAUGUCCAGCUAUUCGUUAGUGCUAAUGGUGCUCAAUUUCCUGCAGUGCGGUGUCACGCCUGCGGUAGUACCGUGUCUGCAUAAGACUUAUCCGGAAAAGUUUGUCCAAGAACGUUAUAAUAGCAAUUUGCUCGAACGCAUCGAUCCGCACGAAUCGGAAAACAAGGACACUCUUGGAGAAUUGUUGCUCAAGUUUUACAAAUAUUAUGCUGAGUUUGAUUACGCCAACUACGCUAUUUCGGUUAGAACGGGAACAACUUUACCGAUUGCUGAGUGUAGGUGGAAUGGCAGCGAAAAUCUUGGUAUCCGUAGCUAUCUCUUCAUCGAAGAGCCAUUCAAUCGUACCAACACCGGAAAAUCCGUCCACAAUCGUUAUGUGUUUCAGCAGAUAAAGGCCGCUUUUGCCGCGUCCUGGAAAAUGUUGGAGGAGAACGAAACGUUAAGCAUCCUGUUUGGGAAACCGCUAUUUACCUCCUCUUCGAUUCCAUCCACAAGCAGUUACUUUUAA
This is a messenger RNA of Anopheles maculipalpis, 1887 nucleotides long. RefSeq names its product poly(A) RNA polymerase gld-2 homolog A-like. Gene Ontology annotation, cellular component: cytosol. Gene Ontology annotation, molecular function: poly(A) RNA polymerase activity. NCBI's taxonomy places the organism in Eukaryota, Metazoa, Arthropoda, Insecta, Diptera, Culicidae. The transcript has 5 exons. The record is from RefSeq and is a predicted model, not a curated record. The coding region runs from base 1 to 1887 and encodes 628 amino acids.